AUGAAACGGCCUCCAGCAGAUCAUAAUGAAGAAUCCUGGUCCGGUGCUCUCUCUGCUUUCAAGGAUGAACUGGAGAUGCAAAAGCUUUUUGCAAAGGAUCCCAUGAUCCGAAGGCUCAUUGAUUAUGUCCCUGAGUCGGAGCCUAGUGGCCCGAUGAUGGCCCUUGAAGCAUUCACGGACUCGCUCUGGGAUGCUCGAAAAGUGAGGCCAUUUACUGCGAAAGAAAUCAAAUGGAUAAUGAAUGGCGUCCUUCUCGGCAUAUUUACAGUGCAUAUGAAAGGCCUGGUUUACACUAAUUUGAAAAUGGAGAAUGUUGCACUUGGGGGGUUUGAUCCCUCGAAGCCGAAUGAGAAUGUCCGCGAUCUGAUUGUCAGACUUGCAGAUUGUGGUUCUAUUAGCAAACCAUUUACCCGAGAGAUCACUUCUCUCACAUAUCGGAGUCCUGAAGUUCACUUUGGAAAACCAUGGUCUUCGAGUACAGAUGUUUGGUCCUGGGGAAUAAUUUUGGCGCAAUUGCUUCAAGCACAGGUGGACUUCAAGUCACCAGGGAUGUACGAUUCAAUUCAGACCGGUACCCUAGCAGAGAAGGGGAAUGUCAUCCGUGAUCAGCUUGUAAUUGAUUUCGACUUGUCCUCUGUGCCAUUCUACGCCGAGGAUGAGCAAUGCGCCCAAUUUUUGCCUACUCCACAGCUGGAAGAGGCAUACAUGUGGGCUAACACCAUGAUUGAGAAAGGUGUUUCGGGUGAAGAUAUUCAGUUUCUGGUGGAAGUUCUUAACCCAGAUCCAAAUGCGCGCCUUACAGUGCGUGAAAUCCUCGAAAGUGGGUAUCUGGAAGUUUAA
Molecule: messenger RNA, 840 nt
Organism: Aspergillus welwitschiae
Lineage: Eukaryota; Fungi; Ascomycota; Eurotiomycetes; Eurotiales; Aspergillaceae
Product: protein kinase-like protein
Exons: 4
Coding region: 1-840 (279 amino acids)
Biological process (GO): protein phosphorylation
Cellular component (GO): nucleus
Molecular function (GO): cyclin-dependent protein serine/threonine kinase activity; ATP binding
Source: RefSeq, a predicted model, not a curated record